Molecule: messenger RNA, 1650 nt
Organism: Aspergillus vadensis CBS 113365
Lineage: Eukaryota; Fungi; Ascomycota; Eurotiomycetes; Eurotiales; Aspergillaceae
Product: carboxylesterase
Exons: 3
Coding region: 1-1650 (549 amino acids)
Source: RefSeq, a predicted model, not a curated record
AUGCAUUUCUCUCUUUUCUCUCUUCUUUUCGCAGCACCGUGUACAUUGGGCCUUGCCCGCCCUUUGUUCUCGAGCACAAUCCCUACAGUGCAUCUCCCUGAUUCCAACGUCUCGUUCAAGGGGACGGCAAGCAAUUUGACCGAAUCUUUUCUCAACAUCCGCUUUGGUGAAGACACGAGCGGGAGCAACCGUUUUGCUCACCCGAAACCUUACAACUAUCCCUCCGGCUCUGUGGUGAAUGCCACUCAGUCCGGUGCAGCUUGUCCCCAGCAAAAGGACCCUAUUGCAGACUUUCCGAUCUUUGACAAUGUCACCUCCAUCUCUGAGGACUGUCUGACACUGCGUGUCGACCGGCCACUCAACACGUCUCCCUCAGCCCGUCUACCAGUUCUCGUCUGGAUCUACGGCGGCGGCGACACCAUCGGCCAAAUCUACGACUCUGCCUAUGAUCCAAGCCUCCUGGUCUACGGAGCCGCCCAGAAAGAUGUCCCCAUCAUCUACGUUGCGAUGAACUACCGUCUCGGCAUCUUCGGAUUCGCCUCAUCAUCUGCAUUAAACGAAUCUGACUCCCUGAACGCCGGUCUGCUGGACCAGCGCUUAGCCCUAUGGUGGGUCCAAGAGAACAUUGCCGCCUUCGGCGGCGACCCAGACCAGGUCACCAUCUUUGGCGAAAGUGACGGCGCAACAGGCGUCGGCCUGCAGCUUACAGCCUAUGGCGGCAAAGUGCCCAAAGCGGCGCCAACGCCGACCCCCGGAACCACCACCAACACCUCAGGCCAACACACAGCCACCCUAACCAACCUGGUCAACUGCACCGCGUCCUCCAGCAGAGAGGAGUUGGAAUGCCUGCGUCGUCUCCCAAUGAAGACCCUCCUCAACACGGCCUACUCCUACGAAAUCUCCCUCAACUCAAUGGGCGGCAUGGGUGUCUUCAUCCCCACAGCCCCUUCAUCGUUCAUCCCCGAUGCCCCCUCGCAGCUUCUCCGAACCGGCCAAUUCGCCCGCAACAUCGACCUCAUCUCCGGAUGGUGCGAAAACGACGGCGCGUUUUUCACUUCCAAAACUCUAAACUCCUCAUCCGACAUCGCCGCCUUCCUCCAAGACAGCUACCCCAACCUCUCCAAUGCUACCAUCACCAAAGCCCUGGACCUCUACCCCGUUUCAGACUUCUCCCCUGACCCAUCCGCAAACAUCUCCGCGCACUACUUCCGGGCUAGCCAGAUGCAUCGCGAUUUUGACUUCACCUGUCCCAGUCUCCUGACCAUCCAGACGAACGUGUUUGAGUCCUCGGGCAUGACGUACUACGGUGUUCCGCACUUCAGUGAUAUUAUGUAUCUGUUUAACUCUGUUACCGGUGGUUUGUUCAAGGAUAUCUCUACCGCAUCGGACCGAAAGCUUGCGUCGGAGAUGGGUGCUAGCUGGGCUUCGUUUGCGUACUAUGGUAAUCCGAGCCGUGCUAGGGGUAGUGUUAAGGGAUGGGAGCAGGCGUAUGCGGUGAAUACUAGUUCCACUACGCCGGAGUUGCAGGUCUUGGGUGGUCCGAAGAUGAGGUUCACUGGGAGUGGGAAGGAGGCUGCGUAUGGUGAGGAUUUGGUGAAGAGGUGCGCGUUUUGGAAUGAUCCGGUUGUGGCGAGUCAGUUGGGGGUGUAA